GCAUGCGUCCCAGCGCCGAGAGGAAAAGGGAACGCGCUGUAACAGAGGAAGGUUUCCAGUAAAACCGCUACAUGAGCCUGAGGACUUCAUGCACUCAGAGCUGCUUCUUCUCUCCGCUACAUUGUUCCGAGGGAUGAACUUUGAUGCUCACAUCAUAUCUCCGCGUGUGUGUGUGUGUGUGUGUGUGUGUGCGCGCGCGCGCUGCAGGCAGACGCAUAUUUCUCGUUUUUCCCACGCAGUGUGUGUGUGUGUGUGUGUGUGUCACUAAAAGCAACGUGAACUUGGUUGCAACAUCAUUGUACUGUACAAGAGGCUCGCUGCGCGGAUUACAGCUCAUCUGUGGGACGAUCCAGACUCACUACAUCUGAACCACUGAGGACAGAAUCACUGGAAAUGAAAGAGGGAAAAGACAGGGAGGAUGCUGUUGAUGAAGCAAUGUGAAGGAGGUCCUGAUAACUCCUGUGUGUCCCGGGAUAAGAACAUGAGAGGACCGAGGAGCACGUGAAGAUGACCCAGAAGGCAGCUAAAACAUGGUGCCUGAGGCUUCUCCCAGUCCUCCUCUUCUUCAUCUCCUUCAUCACAUACUACUGCUCCUAUGCCAUUCUCCAGAGCUACGGAGGCACCAGCAAGUCUCCCACCAGCAGCAAGUCGCUGUGUGGUGGCUGGCUCACCCAGAAGAAGUGGGAGAGCCUCAACUUUAACAUCAGCAGACAGACGCAGCUCUUCCUCAAACUGGAGGAUUUCUUCUGGAGGGAGCAUCUGUCACAGCUGGCGUUACCUUAUGGCAUUAAGGGCAGUGAGCUGCUGCUACUGAAAGUUCUUGCCGUUAUUGCAAAUUAUCAGGUGCCAGCCAACAUCGAAAACCUUGAAUGCAGAACCUGUGUCGUCAUCGGAAACGGCUUCGCAAUUAAAAACAGCUCGUUGGGAGGAAUCAUCAACAAAUACGACGUGGUCAUUCGGUUGAAUGACGCCCCAGUGAGGGGCUACGAGGACGACGUGGGCAACAAGACCACCAUGAGGUUCUUCUACCCCGAGUCGGCCUCGUCCGACCCCGGCCUGCACAAUGAGCCCAACACGCUGAUGGUCCUGGUGCCCUUUAAACAGCAAGACCUGCGCUGGCUCAAAGAGAUCCUCUAUAACGAGAAGAGGGUCAGGAAGGGUUUUUGGAAGCCUCCUCCCCAAAUCUGGUUGGGUGACGUCAGUAAAAUCAGAGUGCUGGACCCCCACUUUCUGCACCGAACCGCAGACAGAUUGCUCCAGAUCCCUCUGCACCCCAAGAGCAAACAGCCGGUGCAUCCCACCACGGGGAUCCUCGCUGUGUUUGUUGCUCUCAACUACUGUGAUGUCGUCCACGUUGCUGGGUUUGGAUAUCCAGACACAAAGAGCCAGAGGCACCCCAUCCACUACUACGGCUACGACACCAUGAAGUCCAUGAAGAAUUCCUACCAUGACCUGAACCAUGAAGCCGAAGCCUUAAAGCGACUGGAGGAUUCGGGAGCCAUUUUAUACCUGCACCCACAUUUGUGAUACACAAAGUUUGAUUUUAUCCAAAAAGAGACUGAACACCAAAUCCUAUUUGAUCGUAUUUGGCUUGGGUCGUCCCAUCCAGAUGUUAAUGUGCCUUCUGCAGCGGGAAACAAGACAUUUUGUUGCAAAGAAUGUUGAUCUUCCUGCAGCCUUAUAUUCUGUCCCACCGACAGACGUGAUAACUGCUUUUUAAAUGUCUUUCUUUGGAUUUAUCAACUACAAGCUUGACUCAGCAGACUCUGUUUUAUGGGUUUUGAACCAUAAUUUUCAAAGUUAGGGCACUAACUAUUCAUGUGGUGAGCCAGUUGUCUUGUUUGUGAGAAGUAAAAAUAUGUCAGAUUAUGUCCGGAUUUUCACUAAUUCCUAUGCUUUGAUGUCGUUUGGGAGUAAAACAGCCACAUCAUUGAAAUCAAGAACAACUCUGCUCUACAAAGUCUAACUGCAGUAACGAAAUAGAGUUAUAACAAAAAAUGAACUCCUUGAUGUCUGUUUUAUCUUGUGACAAAGUUUUAGAUUUCAAUUUUGCUUUAUUUCAGAGAAAUAAUUAUAUAAAAAUUGCAGUAACUACAACAUCCAACUCAAAACCAAGCAGUAAUUGCACUUACCACAGUCUGGUUUGGAUAUAUAUAUAUAUAUAUAUAUAUAUAUUAAUUUAAACAUAAAAAUAAUAGAAAUUAUAAGUUUAUUUGAAAGGGAAAUUAUUAUCUAGAUAGUGAUGAAGUAAAAAAGUGAGAUAAAAUUAUGUUAAGACUACAAUAUAACACUACUUCAUGAUAUUAAGUCUAAAAUACACAAAUCUUUGAAUAGAGUUGUUAAACACUUUUAAAUAAACUUAUAACAAAAUCAAUUUGAAAAUGUUUUUUCACUGAAAACUAAAUAUAAAAGCUGUAAGAAGACAACAACAUUAUAGUUACUGCUCUCUGUUUAUCAUUACUAUUAGAACCUUUAACAGCAAAACCAGAGUGCAGAAACUACAUUUUUGGGGUCAAAUGUCAAAUAAGUCAUGAUUUUGAGCAUAAAAAUGACAUCAAUACAUGUAGAAAUAAGUGUCAUAUCACUUAUCUACAAAUAACACAUUUGGUUGGACAGUUAAAAAACUUUAAAGCAGUUUUUCUCAGUUUUACAUUUUGUUAGUUUCUGCAGUUAGACUUUGUAGGGCAGAAUAAAUCAAAUACCUGUUUGUGGAGAGAUUUUUUUAUUAUCGAGCUGCAAAACUGAGCAGACCGGAUCAUUUCUCUCUGUGUACACUUCGUAUCAUUUCAGACUGAUUUUGUUUUGUGUGUGUGGCAAAUGGGUGUUAGAAUGUUUGGGGAUUUUUAAUUUUUGGUGAAAGUCACUUUUAACGUACUGUUUUAGUCUAUGGAGUUAGAUUUGUGCCAAAAUGUUCAAACAACACUUCUUCAAAUUCAAACAAAAAAAUAUUAAUCAAAAUAUCAAACAGGAAAUUUAAACAAAAAACAAAAAAAAGUCGAAGACAGAAUUCAAAACUUGCAAUUAAAUUAUUUGUGUAAUUGCAAAAAUAAAUCUGUCUUUAUGUCUUUUAAUAACAGUUUUUUUUACUUUUAUGAGUUGGAUCUCCAGCUGCAGCUCAGCUGUCAGUCAAAAACGCAUCAGCCAAUAGGAAUGCACCCAGAAAGACCCGCCCACACAUUAAAUUUGUGCCAAAACCGCAAGUAAAAAGGCUGCAAACACAAAGACAGGGUCACAAAUACAAAACCAGCAGCAAACACAAAAAAACAGUUAUUCAAAGACUUAAAGACAGAUUUAUUUUGCAAAUACACAAAUAGUUUGAUUGCACGUUUAGAAUUUUGUCUUUGACUUUUUAUUUUUUUUAUUUUUUUUAAAAUUCUGUAUUUGAUAUUUUGAUUAAUAUUUUUUUGUUUGAAUUUGAAGAAGUGUUGUUUGAACAUUUUGGCACAAAUCUAACUCCAUAUUUCGUCUAAAUGAUUGAUUGAUCGUAAGCCUGAUUCACACAGGAUUAAAAUUCACUUUACUUUUAGUUUUCUUGGACUGGAAAUACAACUUUGUAUUUUGCCUAUUUGUUAGUGUUUUAAUUACAGUUUUCUGGGGGUUUUAAUUUAUUUCAUCUAUUUUUUUUGCCCCAGAAACACCACCAGUAAAUGGUACCACUGGAUAUUUUUUAUUGUACAGAAUGAAAUUUUUAAUUAAAAGGAAUUUAAAAUGAA
Molecule: messenger RNA, 3713 nt
Organism: Centropristis striata (black sea bass)
Lineage: Eukaryota; Metazoa; Chordata; Actinopteri; Perciformes; Serranidae
Gene: st3gal4
Product: ST3 beta-galactoside alpha-2,3-sialyltransferase 4
Exons: 12
Coding region: 508-1527 (339 amino acids)
Biological process (GO): glycolipid biosynthetic process
Molecular function (GO): sialyltransferase activity
Source: RefSeq, a predicted model, not a curated record